Molecule: messenger RNA, 1485 nt
Organism: Penicillium arizonense
Lineage: Eukaryota; Fungi; Ascomycota; Eurotiomycetes; Eurotiales; Aspergillaceae
Product: adenosylmethionine decarboxylase SPE2
Exons: 2
Coding region: 1-1485 (494 amino acids)
Biological process (GO): spermidine biosynthetic process; spermine biosynthetic process
Cellular component (GO): cytosol
Molecular function (GO): adenosylmethionine decarboxylase activity
Source: RefSeq, a predicted model, not a curated record
AUGGUCUACGUCGGUAUUCCACAGAACUACACCCAGUCGCCGUCCUCGUUCGCGGGGACGCCGUCUCUGACGAUCAACUAUGAGGCCACUCAGGAUCUCGACUCGACCAAUGCCUUUGAAGGUCCCGAGAAGCUUCUGGAGGUCUGGUUUGCACCAUCUCCUGCUGAUCUAGGCGCCGCCGGCCCUGAGGGCCUCAAAAAAGUCCCAGGGGAGAUUUGGAAGGACAUGCUGGACCUUGUAAACUGCCAGGUACUGUCCGUCAUUUCGUCUGAUGAAAUGGAUGCCUACCUUCUAUCUGAAUCCAGCAUGUUUGUCUGGCCGCACAAGUUGAUUUUGAAGACUUGCGGAACCACUACUCUUCUUUCGGGUCUCCCGCGCAUCUUGGAGAUCGCCGCCUUGUUCGCAGGGUUCCCUCGCGCCACUGCCCCUUCAUCUCGUGGUAUCACGGUGGCCGCGGCUCCUUACAGAGUUUUCUACAGCCGCAAGAACUUCCUGUUCCCUGACCGCCAGCGUGGCCCUCACCGCAGCUGGCGCGAUGAGGUGCGCUCUAUGGACAAACUGUUUGUCAACGGCAGCGCCUACAUGAUCGGCAAAAUGAAUGGGGAGCAUUGGUACCUGUACCUCACUGAGCCUGGCACCAUGCUCACCCCGCCGGCUAGCCCCAAGGAGGAGAUCGAGUUUUCCGAGACCGAGACCAAGGUUCUGACCUUCCCCGAGGCCGCUCCGCGCACUGAUUGUGAUGAGCACGAUGAGACCCUCGAGCUUCUGAUGACCGAUCUCGACGAAGAUAAUGCCAAACAGUUUUACUUGGAGAAUGCCACCGCCGUGGCCGAGAAGCGCCACCGCGACGCGGAUAAGGACGACCACCUGGAUGUCUUCAGCAACACCUCCGACAUGGAUGAGGAGACUGGUGGUAUUUUGCCGCCGGAGCUGACCACUGAGGGCCAUGCCCUGGGCACCGUCGUCUCUGAGUCGUGCGGCCUGUCCGACGUGUAUCCUAAGAGCAAGUUCCCCGAUGCUCGCAUCGAUGCCUAUUUGUUCACGCCGUGCGGCUUCUCUGCCAACGGUGUUGUGCCUGCCCCAGAUGGCAAGGCUCCGACCCACUACUUUACCGUGCAUGUCACGCCGGAGCCUCAGUGCUCGUACGCAUCUUUCGAGACCAACGUUCCGCACUCCCAGAACGGCAAGGCCACUGCCGACAUCAUUCAGCAGGUCGUCGAUAUCUUCAAGCCUGGCCGUUUCAGCAUUACCUUGUUCGAGACCAAGCCUGCGAUUGAUGAGAUUGAUGAAGUCGAUGGUGUGCAUGAUCAGCAGCAUGCUCAGCGCCACUCUCUCCGCCGCAGCAACAAGAUGGAGCAGGUCGAUGGCUACCGUCGUGUUGACCGCAUUGUCCACGAUCUGAACGGUUACGACCUUGUGUUCCGUUACUACGAACGCAAUGACUGGAAAGGGGGGGCACCGCGUAUUGGAGAGAAGGGCUUCUAA